Messenger RNA from Sinocyclocheilus grahami, 1713 nucleotides. RefSeq names its product BTB/POZ domain-containing protein 2-like. The record is from RefSeq and is a predicted model, not a curated record. The coding region runs from base 18 to 1238 and encodes 406 amino acids. Lineage: Eukaryota; Metazoa; Chordata; Actinopteri; Cypriniformes; Cyprinidae. Gene Ontology annotation, cellular component: P-body; cytosol. Gene Ontology annotation, molecular function: protein binding. The transcript has 6 exons. Gene Ontology annotation, biological process: neurogenesis.
CGGGUGUGCGCCUCAAGAUGGCUACUGGAGACAAUAGCGGUCGGGUUCCGUGUUUAAAUUUCUCCGGACCCGGGCCUUUGGGUAACAGCCAACCGAGCAACAGUCCUUACGCCUUGGCCGCGAGUCACGGAGGAUCGGUUGGAGGCGGCGGAGGCUCUCAGGGCGUAACGAGACGCUCAAAUCCUCAACCGGGGCCUGCGGGCUUGGAAAGCCCCGGUGUUGCCUCGGGACCUCCGCCGAACCUGAUGAACUCUCUCCCGGCUGCCGCGGCGGUGGCUCCUGCCGCCUCGAAUAUGACAGGAACCCCGUCUAACGCUGCGAUGACCCCGGCGACACACUCGUCUCCGGCCGCAGCCGCCGUGCUCGUGUACCGGGAGCCCGUUUAUAACUGGCAGGCGACGAAAAACACCGUGAAAGAGAGAUUUGCGUUUUUGUUCAAUAAUGAAGUACUGAGUGAUGUUCACUUUCUAGUGGGUAAAGGAAUGGGAGUCCAGCGGAUACCUGCGCACAGGUUUGUUCUGGCCGUUGGCAGUGCAGUAUUUGAUGCCAUGUUUAAUGGAGGCAUGGCCACCACAUCCACAGAGAUCGAGCUUCCUGAUGUAGAACCUGCUGCAUUCCUCGCAUUGCUCAAGUUCCUGUACUCUGAUGAGGUUCACAUCGGGCCUGAGACGGUGAUGACGACUCUCUACACCGCUAAGAAAUACGCCGUUCCGGCUCUGGAGGCCCAUUGUGUGGAGUUUCUGAAGAAGAACUUGCGCGCAGACAAUGCGUUCAUGCUGCUCACACAGGCGAGACUGUUCGAUGAGCCGCAGCUGGCCAGCCUGUGCCUGGAGAACAUCGACAAAAACACAGGAGACGCUCUGGCUGCUGAGGGAUUCACAGAUAUUGAUCUGGGUACUAGUUGUUUUCUGAUCCUGAAUCUCUUUCAGAUCAUUCACACCGACAGUAACACCGUUCUGGGCCAGAACGACACCGGCUUCAGCUGUGACGGAUCGGCCAGCACCUUCAGAGUCAUGUUCAAGGAACCGGUGGAAGUUCUGCCUAACGUCAAUUACACGGCCUGUGCUACAUUAAAGGGUCCAGACUCACACUACGGCACUAAAGGCAUGAGGAAGGUCACGCACGAGUCGUCCGGCUCCGGCACCAAAACCUGCUUCACCUUCUGCUACGCCGCGGGAAACAACAACGGCACAUCCGUCGAGGACGGCCAGAUCCCAGAGGUCAUCUUCUACACGUAGUCUCCGCUGGUUUCCAUCGGCACAUGAUAUUGCACUUGACCGUAACGCUGUAGAGAAUUCAGAGAACUAAGAGUAAAGCCGGACGAAUGAAACACUCGCCGCUGUUACAGGAUGAACGGACGGACGACUGUUUUCAGGGGUUUCUGUCAUUAAUAACCGAUAGUAAUGAUUGCGAUUAGACUUUGAGGGCUCAUAUUUACACUGACUGUUAACAGCAAGCGAAUUACUCACCCACGACUGACUGACAUGUACCAUGCAUAUCUUUAUUUUUGUGUAUCUGAUUUUGCAUCAGUCGAUCUAGGUUGCAAUUAAAACUCUUGCCAAACCUGCACCUCACUGUGUUUAAGAGCUUUACAUUUAAAGAAAUAGUUCACCCACGAAUUAACAAUAGCUGAACAAGAGUUUGUUACUUCAUCAGAUUUGGAGAAAUGUAGCAUUGCAUCAGUGUCUCAGCAAUGGAUGCUCUGCAGUGAAU